CCAUCAACCGUCCCCAAUCCUCCCAAUUGAACCCCUUUCAAGUCUUUUAGAGUGCAGUUGGAGGAGGAGUUUGCAUCAUGUCUGGGCUACGGGUACUUGUCCCCAUCAAACGGGUGAUCGACUAUGCAGUCAAACCCCGCAUCAACAAAUCCCACACCGGCGUCGAAACCGCCGGCGUCAAACACAGCAUGAACCCCUUCGAUGAGCUCUCCAUCGAAGAAGCCGUCCGCCUCCGCGAACGCGCCGCGAAAUCCCCCACCACCUCCCCCCGCAUCGCCGACAUCCUCGCCUUCACCGCCGGCCCCCCGAAGGCCGCCGACGCGCUCCGCACCGCGCUCGCCAUGGGCGCGGAUCGCGGGAUCCACGUCACCGUCGCCGACGACGCACCGCCACUGGAGCCGCUGGGCGUAGCGAAGUUGCUCGCGCAGGUGGCGCGCGAGGAGAAGGCGGACUUGGUGAUUCUCGGGAAGCAGGCGAUUGAUGGGGAUAUGGGGCAGACGGGGCAGAUGGUGGCGGGGUUGUUGGGGUGGGGGCAGGCGACACAGGCGGCACAGGAAACACUGAAGGGGAAGUUGCCGAUGGUGAUCACGACGGAUUUAAGGUUGAAUGAGCCGCGAUAUGCGAGCUUGCCGAAUAUUAUGAAGGCGAAGAAGAAGCCGGUGGUGAAGCGCUCAUUGGAGGAGAUGGGGGUAGAUGUGGAGAGGCGGUUGAAGACGGUGAGCGUGGAGGAGCCGCCGGCGAGGGAGGGAGGAGUGAAGGUGGAGAAUGUCGAUGGGAUGAUUGCAAAGUUGAAGGAAUUGGGAGCGCUAUAAUUGGUAACAUCUACAAAAUUCAUAUAGAUUGGCUAGGUAGCAUGCCAGCAGCAUGCGGGAGGAUUUUUGAAUAAUAGAGCAACAUGUAUUUUCUGCAUCUUGAGAAUCUAUCCAAGAUAUAAAAAUAAGGGCCAAUGCUUCGUAACUCCGGCUCGUCAUCGUACAAUCCCUUCCACUUCCAACACCCAAGAUGCAUCCAUCCUACCAAUCCCCCCACCCAUCGUCUCCGUCC
Molecule: messenger RNA, 1044 nt
Organism: Eremomyces bilateralis CBS 781.70
Lineage: Eukaryota; Fungi; Ascomycota; Dothideomycetes; Eremomycetales; Eremomycetaceae
Product: electron transfer flavo protein subunit beta
Exons: 3
Coding region: 78-812 (244 amino acids)
Cellular component (GO): cytosol
Molecular function (GO): electron transfer activity
Source: RefSeq, a predicted model, not a curated record